Molecule: messenger RNA, 4015 nt
Organism: Sycon ciliatum
Lineage: Eukaryota; Metazoa; Porifera; Calcarea; Leucosolenida; Sycettidae
Exons: 2
Coding region: 439-3771 (1110 amino acids)
Molecular function (GO): calcium ion binding
Source: RefSeq, a predicted model, not a curated record
AUAAACAACUUUUAAAUUUUAUAGAAAGAAGCAGCUCUCGUCCGCAACAUUCUAGAUCUGUAUUUGAUUCCAAAAUUCUAGAGUUGCGCCGCGUGAUGUUGCGCCCAGCAGUGCACGAAGCUGUAGACGUGAUACCGGUAUCUCUUUACGUGGUUGGCCUCCCAGAGCUCAGCUCAGCCGAAGGUGCUUUCCUCUCGCGCCCAAACGAAGACGUGCGGUAGUCAUGACGGUGGCACGAAGCCGGAGAUCUGUCGGUUCGCGCUUGUGACGGUGGAUCACGUCCGGCCGUACCCGUAGGUGUGUGUGUGUGUGUGUGUGUGUGUGUGUGUGUGUGUGUGUGUGUGUGUGUGUGUGCGUGGUUCUCUGCGUAGCGAGGGUAAAAGUGGUGGGUCCGUGGAUAGUCGAGGUGGCUGCCGUAGAUCUACGCGCGGUGCAACGAUGGAAAGGCUCAAAACCCUCACCACCGGAAACUUGUCCGUUCUGCACCUCGUCUUCAUUGCAGGCAUUCUCGUCACGCUCUGCGCUAAGCCUGCGACACCAAACAUACCCGUGCCGAGUCUGGCAAUUCUUCCAGGUCAGGUCACAGUCAGCGAUGGUGCUUUCGUCAGUCUGCUAUGCGUGGCCACGAACGGCGAGUUCCUCUCUGAUGUCCAGUGGGAGAGUCAUUUUGGUCUGCCCACUGGAUCACUGGUCGCGUUUUCCGGCGAGUACCAGGAGCGAGCCAGGCUGACCAAUCUCGUCUGGAGCAUGGAUCUCAGCGGAUUCGACUAUGGGUGCACAGCUAAUAUCAGUGCGACGCCUGCCACAUUUAUGAAUGAGACCUUUUCAGCGUCUGCUCUAGCAUCUAUUACCAUAGAUGAGAAUGAGUGUCUUCGACCUGGUGGUUUCUGCACAUCACCCAAGGCUCAGUGCCAGGACGUGUUAGGCGGUGCGGAGUGCAACUGCUUGCCAGGGUACAACAGUAGUGGCAGCGGUGGUGGUGGUGGUGGUGGUGGUGGUGGUGGUGGUGUGGAAUGCGUGAAUACAGACGAAUGUGCACAGGGCCUUCACAACUGCACAGCGGAGCAAGCAUGCACGGACACCAGCGGCUUCUUCGCGUGCCCGUGUCGAGACGUCGGCUAUCAGGGCUUGCUGUGCACCGACGAUAUAGACGAGUGCUCCACGGGCAGCCACGGCUGUGCACCGCCGAGCGCCGUCUGUGCCAACACGGACGGCUCGUACGUGUGUGCGUGUGCACGCGGGUACACUGGAAAUGCUGCCGGCGGUGAUGGCCGCCUCUGCGAAGAUGUGGACGAGUGUGAGCUGAUGAUGGGCGGCAGCAGCGCGAGCACCUGCAACACGAGCGAGGCGCGCGAGUGCCGUAACACCAACGGCAGCUUCGAGUGCGUGUGCGCGGCGGGAUUCCGCGAGGACGCCGUGCGUGAGUGUGUGGACAUUGACGAGUGUGCGGGCACGACAACGCACGACUGUCGGCGCAGUCACAAGCGCCAGUGCGUGAACACGGUGGGCAGUUUCCAGUGUGUGUGCAUGCACGGCUAUGCAAGCAAUGGUACCACGGUAUGCCAGGACAUUGCAGAGUGCGCGUUGGGCUUGCAUAACUGCUCCUUGAGCGGAGGCGAGUGUCUCGAGACCAUGCCCGGCGGCUUUGACUGCACAUGCUCGGCUGGGUAUACGGGUAGCGGAGUUCUAUGCUUGGAUGUCGACGAGUGUUCGGCCGAUCCCUGCAUCUCCAGAGCCACGUGUGUGAAUCACGUUGGCGGCUUCACCUGCCAGUGUAGCGUAACCAAGGAGGGUGAUGGGUGCUAUCACAACUCGGCAUGCAGCCAACUCCAGCCGUUCUGCCACCGCAGUGCUGCAUGCGACAUCACCGAUGGCCAGUUCACGUGCAACUGCCAGUCGGGAUUCUCCGGCAACGGUACGCACUGCGCGAGCUGCUCCGCGCACCCGUUGGCGUGCGAUCCGAAAGCGCAUUGCACGUUUGUGAGCGAGUCGAACGUACGCUGCGAGUGCGGAGUCCAGUAUCGACUGGUCAACAAUACCUGCCAGAGGCGGAGCUGUCUCGACAGUGGCAAUGGCAGCGCGCCCGUCAGGUGCGGCGACGUCCAAUCACAGUGCAUUCGUCACGGCAACGGGGAGCUUUGCGAGUGCCGGGCAACCAUGGUCGGCGACGGUAGCGUGUGCACCGUGUGCUCUACCUCCAUGCUGUGUAGCGCACACGCACAGUGCCAUGCCGAUGGCAGCAUGCCAUGCUGUGUGUGCCCUCCCGGUCUUACAGGUGACGGUUUUAUUUGCUCGGAUAUCGACGAAUGCUCCGAUGCCACGCUGCAUAACUGUUCGCAGAAGGCACUUUGCGUAAACACAUUCUCAGCCUUCACCUGCCUCUGCUUGCCACCAUACACAAGUGAUGGCUUCAACUGUAUGCCUAUACCAACAGCUACUAUGACCACCACUGUUAAAGUCUCCUGCAGCAAUAGCCCCGAUGAUGUGGACACCAGUGCUCAGGGUGGAUGUGAGGAAGUGGACAAUACCUCUAACGACCCUACCGUCAUCAUUGCAGCCAGCGCUGGCGUUGGUAUGAUCCUGGUGUUGCUGUUACUGGUGUGCUGCUGUAGAGUGCGACGUGGUCGACACCGCCGAGGAAGUGUUCAAAUACACAAGACCAGACCACACCCGUCUUCCACGUCAUCUGCUCUAACGACCGAUACGUGCAUUCCUGACAGCGUUGUGGGCAGCGUGAUAGAUACGUCGUUCGGCAUCGCCGCUGGGGGCAGUAAACCACUUGCACCCGGUCACGUGUACGCUAGAUCAGUGUACGACGACAAUGAUGAUGAUGAUGAUGAUGAUGAUGUAAUCAUAGCCAACAAGUCUGUAUCAUCUGCCCUUGGAGUAGGGGUUAGUACGACUGGUGAUGAUGUCAUCAGUGGCAGUCUUCAGCCAUUGGCUGGCAUGAACUCUGGCGAUGCAGCUCUGUAUGAUCAAGCAGUUGACGUGCGACGUCGAUCAAUAGAAUACCUUCAGACAGCUGUGGAUGGUCAGGUGGAUUACAUUGAGCCAAAUGUUGACAACGAUAGUUCCGACUAUCUGCAGCCGGUGUCGGAUUUCCUGCAGUCCAAACCUACAGGACCGAGUACUACCUACCUGGAGAUUAUUGGUCCGUCAACGGCUGAGCAUGAUAAGUCCACCACAAGCAGUGUAGUGGACUAUGAGGAUGCCACUGAUGUACCUCAAGGCACCAUGCGUAAUUGUGCCGAGGGCGAUUCCGACCUCCCCGCACAUGCAGCUCCAGCUUUGCAGCACAGCCAUGGAAGCAAAACCAUCCGCUCCGAUGUCGACACCGGCCACAGGUAUGAAUCUCUCGACUCGCUGCGGACCAGAGAAAGCGAGACAGUUGAUGUGGCAAUGAUGCCGGCUGUAUCCACACCCAGACCAGCAUUACGGACGCGUGCUCCAACUGCUGAUGGCAUCACUGAGAUCAACGUCGCUUCUCCACCAGUGCCACUCUCACCACGGCCACUGCCCCCACCACCACCGCCGCCGUCUGAAGAAAUCGACAUGACCGCAAAUGUGGCCUACACCAUUGACAUGCCGCUGCCCCCAACACUGCCUUCGGUAGUUCCGCGACAGCCGGCGAUGUAUCUGGAAGUUUCGGACGGCGCGCAUGCAUACGACUAUGCGUACACACACGCCAGACGCCAGUCUGCGGAUAACACAGCUAGCCAAAUCGACACACUGGCGUCUAACCAAUAUUUGUCCAUCGAUACAUUCUCAUGAACCGUCCACUGAUCACUGUGUAAAAACUUUCUUGGAUGCUAGUACGAAGUACCUGUCAACUAUUCAUUUGGAUCGAGUAUUGUGUUUUGAAAUCUUCCUUUUAAUUUUGGGCAGAUAAGCCAGAGGCAUUUUUGAGAUACUAUCGCAUGUUGGCUUCUUUCUCACUUUACCACCCUACUGAUUGCAGACCCUCUCCCCCCACCCCAGCCAGUGAAGAUUUCAUCAUCCCGAUGAAAGAACGCUA